CAUAGCCAGUGUGACUAGCAAGACUAGUUGCGAGUCUGACCGUAUCGCUGGGAAUUUUCUUCGAUUUUUAUUUCCGCCGAGUCAAGUCGUCAUUCAUUUAUUCGGACCUUACCAUCAUCGCGACAUUCAGCACAUCCCUUCUUCAGUUUUGAGAGACAGUCGGCUGCGCCCGGGGGAUUGUGAGAAGUUCGCGCUUGUCGCUGCAUUGUUUGUGCGCUACACACCGGCUUACAUUAACUUUAGUACAGUGUGGAAGUUGCGCUCCGUCUCAUUUUUUGAUUCCCGUGCGCGCGUCUUUCAUCUGCGGCGUGCUUUGAAGUCGAACUCGCGUGUUCUUUGUAAAAAAUUCUCGAAUUUCGCGAAAAUGGCCGCAACAACGUUCGAAAUGGACGGAAGUGUAAUGGAAGGGGGAGGACAGAUUUUAAGGGUCUCUGUGGCGCUGAGUUGCAUCCAAGGGGCGUCAAUCAAAAUAAACAAAAUCCGAGCCGGUAGAAGCACACCGGGUUUGAGGCCUCAGCAUCUGUCAGGUCUCGAGCUGGUGAGGGACAUGUGUGACGGCAAUCUGGAGGGAGCCACAGUGGGAUCCUGCGAAAUUACUCUCACUCCUGGGAAAAUCAAGGGUGGCAAUCACAUCGCCGACACUCAGACGGCUGGAAGCGUUGGGCUGCUGAUGCAGGUGUCUCUGCCCUGCGUCUUGUUUGCUCAGGGUCCAUCAGAGCUCUGCCUGAAGGGUGGAACUAAUGCUGAGAUGGCACCUCAGAUCGACUACACGAUGAAGGUCUUCAAACCGAUCGUGGAGCGAUUCGGGAUUCCGUUCGACUGCGAUUUAAGAAUGAGAGGAUACUAUCCCAAAGGAGGUGGAGAGGUUGUGGUCAAAGUGACCCCUGUAAAGGAGCUUAGUCCCAUAAACAUGACUGAAAGAGGAAACAUCACCAAAAUCUACGGCAGGGCAUUCGUGGCUGGAGUUCUGCCAUUCAAGUUGGCAAAGGACAUGUCCACGGCGGCAGUACGCACUAUCAGAAAAGAGAUUAAGGACCUGUACAUCAACAUUCAGUCUUUGCAAGAAAAGGACAAGGCAUGCGGCAAUGGCAACGGCAUUAUAAUUGUUGCAGAAUCAUCCACUGGCUGCAUAUUUGCAGGGUCAUCCCUUGGCAAAAAGGGUGUGUACGCUGACAAAGUGGGAAUCGAAGCUGCCGAGAUGUUGCUGAGAAACAUCCGACACAAUGGUUGCGUGGAUGAGUUCUUGCAAGACCAGCUAAUUAUUUUCAUGGCCCUGGCGAAUGGCACAUCUAGAAUAAGGACCGGUCCAAUCACUCUACAUACGCGGACAGCAAUCCACGUUGCCGAGCAGCUCACGAACGCGAAAUUUGUUAUACACAAGGCCGAAGAUGAGCAAGCUAACAACGGCACCUUCAUUAUCGAGUGCCAGGGAGUAGGUGCCACCAACUCGAGCUUGUAAGCGUGGCUCGUCCUUGGCCAACGUAAGAUGGAGGACUUGUAGCAGAGAGACACUACUACUGUAACUGGAUAACUUAAAGAUGGCUUAACAUUAUCUUCAUGUUAUCUCAGGGUUCACGUUUUCAUAGUUUCCGCAUUGACCACGGGUCAGCCUGCCCUGUCCGUGCUUAUUCCCUAUGCUUGCCCCUUCCCUCUCUAAAACUUUUGUUACUCAGGGUAUUGCCUUAUACUGUAACGAAUCGUCACCUUCGGAUAGUUCGGAUCCUCUUUGCAAUAUUCUCACCUAGUUUGUCGGUGUGAUUUCAGAUUCAGUUUCGAAACGCUCAGAAUUGCUUUCCGCACCCUAACAUAAGCCUUAAGGGUUAGAAACCUUCAGAUACAUGGAAUUGAUCGAUCGCUUAACCAUUUUGCAUGGAAAUAGUAAUUUACUGUACAUUUGUCACUGGUAAAUUUAGUGCACUGUGUGUACACAGAGAAAAAGAAAAGGUUAUACAGCCCCCUUAAGUUUAUGUAGCUGCUUUUUGUUCUGUGUUAUUUAAGACGUUUUGUUGGUAAGAAACACAUUUCUGAAAUUUCAUCUUUGGUUUUUUCUUUGAGCUUUUUGUUCCAUUAAGGUGCACGGCAUUUCUAAAUAAACUUGUGCGCCGUUGGUAUUUGUUUAAUGUUGAUUUAAGAAUGACAAACGGUAUUGGUUUCAUUCCAUGUUCAUUAUUAGUGUUUAUUUAUAAGAUGGAAUUGCAUAUGUUGAUUUGACAUUUUUGGCUACUUUAUGCAAAGUUUUGUUAUUUGCAUUCAAAUAAUUUUCAGGAAAAAAUACAAUAAAAUGAGUAAAAGACA
This is a messenger RNA of Triplophysa dalaica, 2295 nucleotides long. It is a transcript of the gene rtca, whose product is annotated as RNA 3'-terminal phosphate cyclase. Gene Ontology annotation, biological process: RNA processing. Lineage: Eukaryota; Metazoa; Chordata; Actinopteri; Cypriniformes; Nemacheilidae. Gene Ontology annotation, molecular function: RNA-3'-phosphate cyclase activity. Gene Ontology annotation, cellular component: nucleus. The record is from RefSeq and is a predicted model, not a curated record. Bases 365 to 1459 code for a protein of 364 amino acids. The transcript is spliced from 11 exons.